Hippoglossus stenolepis (Pacific halibut) is the source of this 4713-nucleotide messenger RNA. RefSeq names its product high affinity cationic amino acid transporter 1. Gene Ontology annotation, molecular function: amino acid transmembrane transporter activity. The transcript is spliced from 12 exons. Lineage: Eukaryota; Metazoa; Chordata; Actinopteri; Pleuronectiformes; Pleuronectidae. Gene Ontology annotation, biological process: transmembrane transport; amino acid transport. The record is from RefSeq and is a predicted model, not a curated record. Bases 220 to 2172 code for a protein of 650 amino acids. Gene Ontology annotation, cellular component: plasma membrane.
AUCACGUGUCAAGACAGCGCUUGUAGACGUCAGUGUCUCUCGGCUCUGUUCAUCUGAAGAAGGGAAAUCGGUCCACAGCUACACACACACACACGGAGAAAGUGGUUGAGAGGAUUUAUAGAUUGAAAGAAGGGUGAAGGCGGAAGAUCCUGCUUUGUAUUGUGUUGUUGUGACAGUGAAUUACCUACAGUAGAGCAUCGGUACACAGUGCCAGCCAGGAUGAUUCUGGCCAAACUGAAAGACGUGGGGAAGCAGCUCCUGCGGGUGAAGGUCGUCGACUGUAACGCCGAGGACUCCCGCUUGUGUCGAUGCCUCAACACAUUCGAUCUGGUGGCCCUCGGGGUCGGCAGCACGCUGGGGGCCGGCGUCUACGUGCUCGCCGGCGCCGUGGCCCGAAGCAGCUCCGGACCUGCCAUCGUCCUCUCCUUCCUCAUCGCCGCCCUGGCUUCCGUCCUCGCCGGGCUGUGCUACGCCGAGUUUGGAGCCCGUGUCCCCAAAACUGGCUCGGCCUACCUCUACAGCUACGUGACCGUGGGAGAACUGUGGGCCUUCAUCACGGGCUGGAACCUCAUCCUCUCUUACAUCAUCGGAACUUCAAGCGUGGCCAGAGCGUGGAGCGCCACCUUUGACGAGCUGAUUGGACGGCACAUUGAGAUAUUCUGCAGACGAUACAUGACCAUCAAUGCCCCGGGCAUCCUGGCAGAAUAUCCGGACAUAUUUGCCGUCUUCAUCAUCCUUAUUCUGACGGGACUGCUUGUAUUUGGAGUGAAGGAGUCGGCCAUGGUAAAUAAAGUGUUCACCUGCAUCAACGUGCUGGUGCUGCUGUUUGUGGUCAUCUCCGGCAUGGUGAAGGGAAACCUGGAGAACUGGGACGUGAACCCUGAAAAGGUCCUCAAUUUCACCAGAAACUCCAGCCACAACAUGACUGAUUAUUUGCCAACAAAAGAAUCCCUUGGUCAGGGCGGUUUUAUGCCAUUUGGCUUCUCUGGAGUCCUCUCUGGUGCGGCCACGUGUUUUUAUGCCUUCAUCGGGUUUGACUGCAUCGCCACUACAGGAGAGGAGGUGAAGAAUCCCCAGAGGGCCAUCCCUGUCGGGAUCGUGGCCUCGCUCCUCAUCUGUUUCGUGGCGUACUUCUGCGUGUCCGCUGCGCUCACUGUGAUGAUGCCGUACUACCUGCUGGACAGAAACAGCCCUCUGCCCGUGGCCUUUAAGUACGUGGGCUGGGAGGGAGCCACGUACGCCGUGGCCAUCGGCUCUUUGUGCGCCCUGUCCACCAGUUUACUAGGCUCCAUGUUCCCAAUGCCCAGAGUGAUCUGGGCCAUGGCAGAAGACGGGCUGCUCUUCAAAUGUUUGGCUAAAAUCAGCGAGCGAACCAAAACCCCUCUAACAGCUACAAUAACAUCGGGUGUCGUGGCAGCUGUGAUGGCGUUCCUGUUUGACCUGAAGGACCUGGUUGACCUCAUGUCCAUCGGCACCUUGCUGGCCUACACCCUGGUCGCUGCCUGUGUGCUGGUCCUCAGGUACCAGCCCGUGCAGCCCAGUGCGGCCUACGAGAUGGCCAACACUCAGGAGGAGCCGGACAACAACGAGUCGUGUAGCGAGGUGAACAUGGACAUGCUGUACCCGCCCGCAGAUCGCUUCUCCAUCAGGAACCUGUUUUGCCCCUCGAACACUGAACCUUCGCGACUGUCUGGCUCCAUUGUGAAUGUUUGCACCAGUAUACUCGGUGUGUUGGUGUUUGUCUUCAGUAUUGUAGCUGUUCAUGGAGGGAUAGCGCCCUGGUCACUGACCAUCCUCACUAUCGUCACGGUGACCUGUCUGGUUCUCUGCGGCAUCGUGUGCCGACAACCUCAGAGCAGAACCAAGCUCGCCUUCAAGGUUCCCCUGCUGCCGUUUCUCCCAGUCGUCAGUAUGUUUAUUAACGUUUACCUGAUGAUGCAGCUCGGCGGAGGAACCUGGCUGCGUUUUGCCAUCUGGAUGGCUCUAGGUUUUGUUAUCUACUUUGGCUACGGCAUUCGAAACAGCGCAGAGGCCACGUCGAACAAGUCCGGCCCCUACAAGCCGGCCUGCACGAUAAAGGGAGAGCCCAUGACCAAGGAGAAGGAGGCCUUCCUGCGUGACGGGCAGAGCGCCGCCGCAGACGACGAAGAUGAAGACGACGACGAAGAUUGAGGAAACAGGAGGUUCACUAAUCUACUCUGUUCUGCGUAUCAAAACAAUGACGUGUGACUGAAAUCCAGGAGACGUAUGGAGACUCGUGUGAACCUGUCACUCAGAGCAUUGAGUUGUUUAAAAUUAUUUGGUCUAAUUUGGCUGUUUGACUCAGUAAAAGACGAGAUGAAUAUCUGGAAACCAAGAUUUUAAGUCGAAAAAACAUAAUUUUUGAAUAUAAAAUAUGAUUUUUUUGUUUUAACAAUUUUGAUAUGAUCAAUUUUUACUGAGCACAAAUGAAGCUGUGGAUAGGAACCAGAGCAAAAGUACAAUAUGUGCAGUACACAUGUGUAUUGGUAAAGUUUAUUUUGGUUCCUUCAUCUACAGGAUAAGCUUCAUUAUGAUUAUUUAAAAAAAAAUUUAAAGUUGUAUUUGAGCUUGAACUUUGAGAGUUCAGUAUCUGUUACUUUCCUGAUGAGGAACGAUGCUGAACAAUGAACACCCAAGCAGACCCAGUGAUCAGCUGCUGGUUCAUCACAAGAGCAUUAAAACCGACAGGACGUCGCUCGUAACAAGUGAAAUAAUUACAAAACUAUAAAAGCUUUUUUUUAUGAAAUGCAGCUCAACUUGGCAUUCGGGCAACUUCGCGUGGCAGAUUUCCCGGUAGAUUUUUGUCACUCAUCUUGCUGGGUUAUUACUUUUUACAUCCGCAUCCUUUUACGUUGCAUUUUCAUUUUUAAUUAAGAAUCUGUAAAUAAUAAUUCCUCAAAUCACAGCGGAGAAUUCCACUGUGUUUAAAGGAUGACUGUUGUUACUGGGGAAAGUUCUAGAAAACACAUGUCUUUUAUUUUUUAUACAAUAACUGUGUAGCUCGGGCAGUCACAGCAUGGUGCUACGUACAUUGUGAUUGAAGAGUUUGAUGUUUCGUGGAGUUGUCUUUGUCCUCAUGCUCACGGCACAAACAUUUAUCUUCAGAGGUUCGGUCGUCUCUCACUUUAACAGAAGAUACGAACACAAAAUCCAAAACACGACUUCAAAAGCCGCACAAUGGAAACACAAUCACAACGGAAGUGAGCGACAACGGACGCUGACAAUGAGCAGAGUAACUUUCUGCUGUCGGGUCACGAUCUGUCAUUUGUGAAAACUCGCUCAAGCCAGUCGCCGGUUAAUAUUUGAUGCUUUUCUAUUUGAGGAGUUAUGGUAUAGGUGCAUUUUUUUUUUACCCUUUUUACCGUAAAACUUCAAAUAAACAAGCAUCAUGUUUUAAGCAGUGAUUGGAUUGUCCAGGUUUUUGAUCCCAUCAGGUUACUCUUCUCGUUUCAUCGUCAAAAUCCGUUGUCGCUCGCUUCCGAUGAGAUUGUGCAUCUUUUGCAUUUGUGUUUUCUGUUGAUGUAACUUGUGUGAGACAUCUCGGCAGCUGUAUUUAUCAGUGACACACGGCACCACACCACAUGGCGGUGCUUUCUACCAGGGAACUGCACUUUUUACCUCGUCAACGUAAUACAAGUGAAAGAAGCUGCUAAUGUGACUGGAUUCAUUGGAUAUUUAAAGGGAUGUAUUUAAGUGCGUGUUGGCCAAAUGAAUGUAAAACCUUUUAGAGGCGUGACCUGCUACGAUUGUGAAAUAUAUAUAUAUAUAUUUUAACCGUUUUGUCUGUAUAAAAUGUACACUCUAGAUUUUUGAAAAUCCUAUAUGUAAAUACAUCUAUAAGAGAAAUUGAACAAUUUCAGAUGAUUUACCCUUUUUUGAGUUUGCACUAAAAACUGAAAAUGCAACAAGGUAAAAAAUAUCUCUUCCCUUUUGAAAUGAACUCUGUUAAACUAUUGUUGUUUUGACCUGUAACCUGAAUGAAAUUGUGUUAAUUUAAUUGGAUUAUAUGUUAAAAAGCAUUGUUUAUUGACAAAGCUGCUGUAUUUCCUCUAUUGACGUAAUUUAAAAGUUUAGAAAACUAGAUGUAAAUAACAUUUAUACUUCAAGAUAUUGAAGCAGCAUUUGCAAGCGAGAUGAAUCUUCAACAAUAAUUAGUUUUCUUUGCACUUAUUUAAAUUAAAACAUGUGCAUUAUUACCCGAAAGGCUCAUUUUCCACAUUUGAACAUUUGUAAAUACAGUUUUGAUUGAUUUAUUUUAAGUUACUGCCCAUAGAAAAACUUUGACUUGUCUACAACUAUCAGCGUGCAUCUAAAACCAUUUGUUACAGACAUCAUGUAAAGUAAAUAACACUGAUUUCAAUGUAUCAGCACUGAAUUCAUGUUGUGUGUUUGUUUUGUAAGAACCGGACGGGAGUUGUUCUCGAGGUCAACGCCUUCUUCACUGAUGUUAUGUGUUUUUUGAUAUCGAUGCCGUGUCGAGCUGUUGAAACCACAACAGUUUGGAUGUUUGUCCUUGACACUUGUCUCUUCUGUGUGAACCUUUAUUUGCAUGGUGACGUAUCUAAAGUGUAAACAUCCCAGUGCUGCGAGGUCGGAGCAGUGGAGAUCAGAUGUACAGCUUUUCUACAGCCGCCUUUUUCGUUGGUUGCAGUUUGUAUAGUUUUUUCUGCUGUAAAUAAAUAAUGCUACAUA